This is a messenger RNA of Trichogramma pretiosum, 3721 nucleotides long. Its product is annotated as actin cytoskeleton-regulatory complex protein PAN1-like. Gene Ontology annotation, molecular function: actin binding; microtubule binding. Gene Ontology annotation, cellular component: actin filament; cytoplasm. Lineage: Eukaryota; Metazoa; Arthropoda; Insecta; Hymenoptera; Trichogrammatidae. Gene Ontology annotation, biological process: actin filament polymerization. Bases 791 to 2116 code for a protein of 441 amino acids. The transcript has 5 exons. The record is from RefSeq and is a predicted model, not a curated record.
UCGAAUUAUCGCCAGUACACGAGCGCAAGCCAAGUAGGCAGAUUGGCUCGUACAGCUCUCGAGCGAGCUCGAGCAACAUCGCUGUACACUUUAUAUAUUAUUAUACUCGUACGUAUCGUUCGCGCGAAAGUUUUCUCUCUGUUUUUUCCUCUUUCGCUACUCAGAUCGUCGCAGCCUAUAAUGCAGAGGCAUACGAUGCAGUGCACAGCGCGUUAAACGUCGAGGCGUGCAAAAGUAGCAGCAGCCAGUCUCCUAGCAUAAGCACGCGCGUCGCUGGAAAAGUUGACGCAGAGUUUCGCAACAGAUGAUAAGUAGACGGACUACUGCCCAAGUGUUGUGCCCAGUGCCAAGCGUGUAACAGUAGCUGAAUCUUGCUUCCUUUUUUUCGGAUCGAAGCAGACGAGUAUAUACGAGCUGCUUCUCUCUCUCUCUCUCUCUCUAAAAGUGCAUCUGCGAGUCGCGAACGUGCAGCCUUAGAAAAAGAAAAGGCGAGUGACUGCUAGUGCGCGAGUGCGUGCACACAUUGCUUGUACUAUGGAGAGGAUGCAGCGAGACGUGCAGCCAGUUCGAUCGGGCCGAUUGGCCUUAUACGCGUAGAGAGAAACUCGCGCGUGUCGAUUGAUCCUCGCGGCAGGUGUGGGCACAUCGUCGCUGCGACUGCGACUCUGGCACAGCCACAACAAAUAUUGGGAUAUCGACGCAUACGAGAUACGCGUCCUGAACAUCCCGAAGCGCGUGCACCAGCUCUGAAAUCGACGUCGUGAAUACUUAACAGCAUCGCUGAUACACAAUGCCAGCACCGCCGCCUCCUCCGCCCGCGCCAACUUUCAACCUUGGUGGUGGUUCUGCAGACGGCAGGGGUGCCCUUCUGCAAUCCAUAAGAGCUGGCAAGGCUCUCAAGAAAACUGUUACUGUUGACAAAAGUGCACCAGCAAUCAGUGGAAGAGUUAAGGGUGAAGGUCCAAGUGUACCUGCUAGCACUGUCAAAAGUCCAGCGCCAAAUACUAAUAGUAUUAAUAAUGGCAAUCCUAUGGGAUUGGGUGGUUUAUUUGCUGGUGGUAUGCCUAAAUUAAAGCCAACUGGUAUGAGAAAUAACCUGACAGAAAAAGAUAAUGGUAAUGUCAGCAUGAACAGCAGUGGUUCCGCUACAUUACCAAGUAUAAAAAGAGGUCCACCACCAGUGCCACCUCCAGCAGCACAAAAACCACAGAUUUAUCCUACAGGAUCUCCGCAAUCAGUAGAGCCUAAUACAAAUCAGAAUGCAGAUACACCAAGAGGGUCAUAUGGCAAGCCUACUUUGGCUCCUAAGCCUCCGGUUUUGUCUUCCAGUACUGUACAACAGUUACAGCAGAAGCCUUCACCUCCACCUAAAAAACUAAGUUUAACUACAAAUAACUCAGUAUCCAGGGCACAGAGUAUGCGAUUACCUCGCUCUCCACCGGUGCUGGCACCGACGCCGCCCUCGCUACAUCAGUCACAAGAUUGCCUAAAUGCGGAACCUCAGCAGAGGACACAAGUGACACGAGUGCUAAGGCCACCGGUGCAACGGCCCCCUUCGCCACCCACGUCACGAGGCAAUGGAUUGGCUACAAGAGCGGCACCUCCGCCUCCACCGUGUCGAGCCCCAUCGAUGCCACCACCACCACCACCAUUGCCACAUCGCAGCGCCUCGUCAGCUGGACAAGCAUCAUCUGGUACAUCGACGCCUCCAUCGACGGCGAGGCUUGCACCACCUGUACCGCCGCCUCCGACGCCGCCGACGCGAGGUCAGUCAUUACAACGAAGCAACGGCCAACAGCAGCAUCACCAGCAGCAGCAGCAGCAACUCCACUCGUCAAACUAUCACAUCUCUGCAGCGGGUCCUGGUCCGGCUGAAUUCGAAGCUCGCUUCUCGGACCUGUUUCAUUCAAUUGCGAAGUUUCCGCCGCCAGGACCAUUCCGUGGAGUACCUAAAGUCUACAGCAGCAAAACCGUUGCAGCUGCGAAACAACAAGCGCCAAUGCCACCGGUACGUUCGGUUUCGAGUGCGGGGAGCAAUUUACCAUCGCCUAGACAACAGCAGCAGCCUACGACGCAUUGGCAGCAGCAAUCCACACAGCCAAAUGCGGCCUGCUAAGGCUGGCUUUACUCUUGUCUGUGCUUUUUUACGUUUUGUCGGGGAGAUACGAGUCAUCUGGAUGAGCUCCCUUCGCCAUAUUUAUAAUCGGUAUCGAAUGAAGACUGCAUGGAUAGACGAGAGGCACUAUACGAACAUGAAUUUUAGCGCGUUGAUACACAAUUUUUUUUAAAUUUAUUACUAAAUUUUUUUCACAUUGUUCAUGAUUGUUCGAUGGCAUGUAUACAUAUUUAUAAAUAUUAACGCAAGAUAAUAAAAAAUAUAUAUUAUAUUAAAUAAAAAAUGAAUUGUCACGACGACAUGUGAGCAAAAAGAACGUUAAAAAAUUAGCUCAUUUUUUGUUAUCAUACAAAGCGAGAACGUAUCAUAAUGAGCUUAUUCGCACAAAAACGAUAUUGUAAAGUUUUUAGUUGAGAUAGAUUUUAAUUUUAUUUUACUUAUAAAUAGUUACUCAUUCUCAAACCUUACUAUUGGGUCAUUUUUUAUUAGCUUAACGUAGUUCUGUUUGUAAAAUGAAGUUAAUUCUCAUUAAUAAGUAUUGCACUUAAAUACAAUAAGUUACUGUUGCUAAUGAGAAUAGAUUCUUUUAUCCAAGUCUUCCUGAAAUAUUGUGUAAUUUUAUAUAUUCUUGAUAAUAUUUCUUCGUGUUAAAGUUGUCAAUCAAAAUCUACAGCAAUAUAAACAAAUGAAAAAAAUACAUACCAGGCACGAGUAAUAAUUUAAUGAUUAUUCUUAAUAAUAUAUUAUUCUGCAUCAAAAACUUUUGUGAUUCAAGCUACUAAGCAAUAUUUCCAAGCAGGAAUUGAGGAAGCUUUAAUUAUAAAAUAGUCUGAUUAUGCUCAGUAUUAUUAAAUGGGAUUUUAAAUGGCUAUUCAAAGAGACUAUUUUAAAAAUAUUAAAAAUCCCAUUGAAAAGAUAAACAAUCAGUUAUGGUAUUAUAAUUGUUUAAUCUAUUCUCAUUACAUACAUCGUAAGUUUACCGUUUACAAACAUUCCCACGCUGAGCUAUUUAAACGUUAAUCUUGAUUGAAAAUUUCUUCAUCAAAAUAUUUUAUGAACACGAAGCUUAACAUAAUGGAAAUCAAAAUUGAUCAUUUUAACACAUUGAAUUUAUUCCUACAGCCGAUUACCAUAGUUAGGCAUUUUGGUUAAUCAGUUACAAUACUUAGAUAGACACUAAAUUUAGAGCAUUAAGUUCGUUAUAGCAAAGAUUGCAGUGCGAUCUUGUGAUUUUUAAAAAUACAAAUACACCAGUGAAAUUUUGAUGAGAAAAAUAUUUAAAAAAUACGAGUUUGAAACAAGUCUGUAGAAAGUCAAGGAACCAAAAAAUUAAAUACAAUUUUUAAAAAGUUCCAAACACAUCUCAUCUGAAUUUUCUAAACCAUUUUACUGGUAUUUUUUGCGCGCAGAAAAUUGUAAAUAUUACAUAUCAUUACAAAAUGGUAAUUAAGUUUUAAGAAAAUAUUUUUAAAUUAUUAUAUGUAUAUGUUUAAAGUUUGCAUAAAUUUAUAGUUUUAAACAAUGUUAGAUAAAUUACAUAUUUCUUUCUAAUUUGCAUCGUGUAAAUAACAAUCUGAAUAAAAACAUUACCAUUUUAUGAAAAAA